AGCCGGCUAACGAUAGUCAUCAGUUUGACCACCAGCGUGUUAAUCCACUCUUGCGUUAAUUUAUAACAGGUAAAUAAACCAAUCCAACUAAUGUUAACAUGGUUACGUUACACGUUUCUGUUUACAAAGCGAAAACCAAAGUAUGUAUGGCUGGCUUGGCUUGACCCGUCCACGUUAGCCAGCUAACUUUAGCAUAACAAACUAACGUUGCUAAAUCAGGCGAGCAAAUUUUGCAUCCAAAUAAACUGUUGGCUAAGUUCCUCUUAGUUUGAAUAACAAUUUAAAAGUGCAAAGGUAUGAUAAAAAUGAAAAGCAUAUCGACAACACUUAGUUACCCCAUUUAACUUGUGUGCUUUUCAAAUAACGAUGCAGACCACUGCACUGAAAAGGGCAAACUGUAAUUAACAGAUUCUUGCUUGCAUUUCUUCCCAUGCUUUGGAGUAGGAAGUUAACGUUAAGGCUGUCUAUGAUCUUGUUUUAGCAGCUGCUUGUCUGAGCGUGCAUAAUUUUGCUUUUUCACCUACCCCUGUCGUGUCACAGUUGCUCGUCCAUGUAGCCCUAAUCCAAGUUAUUUUGAAAUUGGGAGAGUAAUAAUAAUAAACAAAACUUCUCUCCAAAGUUAUGUAAAGUACUUGGCAAGUUGGCCUGUGUUUUUCCCCACGUUGUUUGUUUCAGUUGUUUCUCACCAUUAGAUGGCGAUAUAAUCAUUCUUAUAUCAGAGCCCUUGUAUAGAUGCUACGGUUGCGUUUUAGGAUAUAUAUAUAUAUUUUGUCAUUAUCCACAUAGUUGUACAUUUCGCCAAAAUACUAUGGAUAUAGACUCGGCCAGUUUCGUUGAAUGUACACUCCUCUAUUUUAGGUGGUGUGGAUAUUCUAUAAAUAUUUCAGUAAAAAGAACAAGUCAGAAAAACCAACAGAUGGACAGCAGACCUCAAUUGAAACACAAUUCCAAAGCGUAGAAUUUCAGGUAUUACUCCUUCUGCUGUUUAGUAACAGUAGCCUAUGUAGCCUAGGCUAUAUUUUAUCUAUUCUAUGCUUCCAGUCUUAAAGCUGGUAACUUGUUAAUAUAAGCACACAUUUAGUGGUGUUGAGGUGAAUGAGAUGCCCAGCUUGUGGAUCAGGUUGCUGUUCAACAUCAUCAACUGCAAAUUUGCUUCAGAUACUGCUAUAACCAGAGAGAAAAUGUACUGCAAGAGCUGUUUGUGAAAAUCUUAACCUUGUGACUACUUUCUGAGAACACUUCUUGCUGAACAUUACCUUUCUGAUAUAACAACAUUCAAGAUGCCUUAAACACAAUAAUCAGCUCCAGAUCCAUCCCCAGACAGGCACACUGAUCCAUCACAAUGUACAGCAGUGGUUCUCAAAGUGUGGGGGGCCCACUAGUGGGGAAUAGAGACAUGACAGGUGGGGCGUGAGGAACAGGAGGACAUGUGUUCUUUUGUGCCCAUCUUUAAUGCCUCUCUUUUUUGACAAGGAAGAUCAUAGAUUCAAAACAAAAUAGCCACACACAAACAUAAGAGUCAUAAUCAGACCGACAUAUGAAUUAAAAUAACAUCUUAUCCAGUGGACUGAGACAGGACAUGUAGGCUAAUGUGGAAUGAAGAUGUGAAAAAAAGUAUUUUAACGUUACCAUUUUGCCGGGUUGAUGGGAUCAGGUGGGGCUUGAAAAUUCCCCAUCAAAGUGGGGAAUGACAGAAAAAGUUUGAGAACCACUGAUGUACAGUAUGAAAGACCAAUGGAUGCAGGCAGGGGCCAGAGAGUCUUUUAUUAUACAUAUGACCAAACAUUACAGAGCCCUCCUAUGACCAAACAUUACAGAGCCCUCCUAUAAACUUAUCAGUUCAUAAACCCAUCUCCAUGUCUCCGGUUUCUGCAUUCAAGAGAAGAAUGUUGUUUUGGUCUAUGUGUUUUCUCCAAAGUCUUUUUUUGCACAAUGAACUCCCAAAGAGUUGUCACAGUUGAAGAAACACCCCUAAGAGCUGUAAUCUAAUGCCUCAUGUCAGAUUUGAAAAUGAGAAUCAUUUAUCAAAGUUAUGAGUUAUUGAAGAUUGGUCAUGUUAACCAUCACAGAUGAUGACCAAAAGAUAUAAAAAAAAACUUGGUGGUGAAAAAUGAGUGAAUAUGGUGUUUAUGAUGUUUUGACAUCAAGUAGUACUGAAGCAAAUAAUGGACACUGAGGGUCUCUAUUAAUAAAGUCAAGACAGAACAUGAUAUUGUUUGAAUCUCCAGCUGAAAACGGAACAUUUUCUAAGUCGAAGAGAAUGCAUGGAGGCUGCUUAAAGCAACACCAAAUAGUUUUUUGUACCUUAAAAUAAUGUUUCCAAAAUUCACCUUUGGCUAAGCCCCGCCCCCCUUAGUUACUGUUGCUACGUCCGACAACUUCUGGGCUCUGGUUUUCUGACUGGUUAUCCUAAGACUCUGGUUAGGUAUCAACAACAUGGCUUAUGCUGUGACAGCUCUUCCUGCUGAACUUUUGUCAAACUUUUAUAAAGCAGCAAAGAAAGUGUCCGAUAGGAGUAGACAAAAGGGUCUGCAAUAUGCGUUCGAAGGCUAUAUUCAGGACAUACAGGUGAAACGCAAAGAACAACAAGGCAUCCAAAUAGAGGCAAAAGCAUACCGGUCACAGUCAAAAAAUGAACCACCGCAUAUCCUACUAAUCGAGACGGAGGCUGGGACUGACAAUAUCAAGGAGCAACACUGUUCAUGCAAAGCUGGCUCCACAGGGUUUUGCGCGCACAUCAUAGGGCUUAUCCAUACCCUGGAUCUCUGCAAGGCACAACACAUAAACGCUGUGCCAGUUCAGUCCUCCACAAGCUUACCCCAACAAUGGCAUAAGCCAAGAGGUGCUAAAGUAGCACCACAGCCUGUGACAGCAGUCGUUGUGGCCAGGGCCAAGACAGAGCGAAAACGGAGACCCAUCUUCUGCCAAUACAGCAAUGACAGGGCCAUCUCUGAGGUAACAGAUCAGGAUUUGUUGUUAUUGAGACAGCUGACAGGGACACCUAUGAGCUACAUAGCAAGCAAACCCCAGAUAGAUGUAGUGAUAGGUCAGGAGAAGUACCCUCUGGAAGUGGCUUGA
Molecule: messenger RNA, 3078 nt
Organism: Alosa alosa (allis shad)
Lineage: Eukaryota; Metazoa; Chordata; Actinopteri; Clupeiformes; Clupeidae
Exons: 3
Coding region: 2437-3078 (213 amino acids)
Molecular function (GO): zinc ion binding
Source: RefSeq, a predicted model, not a curated record